GGAUUUGGAGAGUGUAACGCUGACAGGAAACAUGAUAUGGUUCAAGAUGAUAUGCAACUCUCUGAUUUGCACAAGGAUUUACAUAAUCUUUUUUCCCUGCUUGAUGACAUGACCAACAAAGGGCUUUGCCAUUUUUCAGAGAUACUGACAGAUGGCUUGACUAAGUUCAACAAAACCCGUUGGAAGCUGAAACAGAUCAUUAAAGAAUGUCUUCCUAAAAUUGCUGAGGAGCCAACAUGGUAAGCACCACCUGGAUACUAUGAAAGAGCUAUCUCAACUUCUCAAGGACCCUCACAAUUCCCGCAGAAAUCAUGCUAUACUUCCUGCUCCAUCAUCUCAAUCCUCUCAUGCUGCUGCUAUCAGGGUACUUAAUGAACUUGAGGACUUACCUUUUAGGAGGAUACAAGAGAAGCUCAAAAGGAAGGUCAAAGUAAGUAACACACAACGAAUGGCAAACCUCAAAUUGAAAAAAAGAAUGUAUUUGUAAUUUUUUAUUAAAAAGGGAAUAAAGGAAGAGAGGCUUUCUGUUCACUUGGACAUUUUCGUGUAAUUAAAAUCUGCAUUUUUGUAAGAGCGUCUUACCUCAACAUCCACUCAACAGAGUUAACAGCCGUAUCUUUUUCCAAUAGGAAACAAAACUUGCAUUCCACAGGGAGAGAAAAUGUACAUAAAUGACGGAUAAGAAAUCCAUCCAAAAAGCAUAAAAGAUACAAAAAUACUUUUUAAAGAUGCUCACACUUGCUGUCUGGGAAAAGGAGAUUAGGGAGGGAAGAGACUUAGGUUGU
Messenger RNA from Ilex paraguariensis (yerba mate), 785 nucleotides. NCBI's taxonomy places the organism in Eukaryota, Viridiplantae, Streptophyta, Magnoliopsida, Aquifoliales, Aquifoliaceae. The record is from the annotation of a GenBank genome assembly.